UAAAGCCUUUAUUUCGCACUUUCCCUAUGAUAUUCCGUUGUCUUCGGUACGUUGGUUCGGUCGUGCACAAACCUGCGUGUUCAGCCGGGUUUGUACGAUGUUUAUUUGUGGGAGGAGGGCGGUGGAAACAGUGUCCAAGCCACCGGCCUAUCUGUCCUCUCAGUACGGUAACUCUGUUUCCCCCUCAACCCACCAAACAGCUUACCACAACCUUCCAAACCUUUUCAACUGCUGCAAGAGAAAGGACGUUUAGUUUACAAGACGAGGGAACGUGGAGAUACUUGAAGAGACUUGUCACAGAGGGACAAAAUGUGCUAGAAAAACUUCAGACAGGACAGGAGUCCGAAACGGAACACAGGAGACUGGCACAUAGAUGGGAGGAACUCAGACCAGUCGUGGAGAAGGUACAACAAGUGGAGAAGACACUGGGAGAGUUGGAAGAUGUUGGGAAACUGUUAGAAGGUUUGGAGGAUGGAGAGAAAGAAAUGAGAGAACUGGCUUUGCAGGAGAAGGAGGAGUAUGAAAAUGACAUGGAACAGUUGGAGGAUGAGAUCCUGACGUUGCUGGUUCCCGCGGACGAAGCCGAUGAAAACGACAUCAUCCUGGAGGUGGUGGCAGGGGUCGGAGGUCAGGAGGCCAUGUUGUUUACGUCGGACGUGUUUGAGAUGUACUGUCAGUACGCGGCGUACAAGAACUGGCACAUGCAGGUUCUCACAUCCGACCCCUCUACACUAGGUGGUCUGAGACAUGCCACUGCCAGCAUUAAGGGUCACAAUGCCUACAAACUGCUGAAGCUGGAGGCAGGGGUACACCGUGUACAGAGGGUGCCCAGGACAGAGAAGUCAGGCAGGGUCCACACCAGCACCAUGACUGUCGCAGUCUUACCUCAGCCUAAGGAGAUUGACAACACCUGGGCUAAAAGUGAAUUUAGAAUUGAGACUAAGAAAGCCAGCGGUGCAGGUGGACAACACGUCAACAAGACAGAAAGUGCUGUGAGGAUCGUACACAUCCCUACAGGAAUCGCUGUUGAGUGCCAACAGGAGCGUUCCCAGAUCCGUAACCGUGCCAUCGCCAUGCAGACCCUCCAGGCCAGACUGUACCAGAUCAAACUGGACCAGCAGCGAUCACAGCAGCAGCUGGCGCGACAACAGCAGAUGGGGACGGCAGGACGGUCAGAAAAAAUCCGGACAUACAAUUUCACCCAGGACAGAGUGACUGACCACAGGGCGGCAGGGGUUAACAUGUUUAACCUACAGGACUUUCUGACUGGUGGAGACAAACUGGACGAAAUGAUCCACACAGUACAGCAACAUCUGCAUAGAGAGGAAGUUCUGCUUAUUGUGGAGCAGGAUAGUAAACAACAACACAAGUCGUAAUAGUGAAGAAUUUGGUGUACAAAUUUUUGUGUCAAAUCAGUGACGAAUUUUAGAGAUAAAUGCCGGGACACAAACUUUUACUAAUACUAAACAAGCAAAACAAGUACACAAGUCAUAAUAGUGAAGAACUUGUUGUAAAAUCUUGCACUAGCAGGGUACAGCUUAGCCAUGACACAAUUCAGAAUAAAGAA
Branchiostoma belcheri (Belcher's lancelet) is the source of this 1567-nucleotide messenger RNA. Its product is annotated as peptide chain release factor 1-like, mitochondrial. The coding region runs from base 27 to 1376 and encodes 449 amino acids. Gene Ontology annotation, molecular function: translation release factor activity. The transcript has 5 exons. The record is from RefSeq and is a predicted model, not a curated record. Lineage: Eukaryota; Metazoa; Chordata; Leptocardii; Amphioxiformes; Branchiostomatidae. Gene Ontology annotation, biological process: translational termination.